CAGCAGGGAUUUGUGGGAAGUGGUGCUCAUGGUAACCAACGUAAACACCAGCCACCCUCCUUCUCCUCCUCUUCCGCUGCAUCCCGGUUCUUUAGCAGCACCAAAGCGGGUGAAAAUGGCUGGCUUGGCUCGCAGCGAGGACCAGUAUUAUGAAACGAUAACACCAAUUCUGCAAAGCAUGCAUAAAAGUGAGAAACGGAGACUGGAGCUGGAGAGAGAACUGUUUGCCUACUCCAGAUCUGAUAAAAGAAUCUCACAGAUAAAGUGUUCCAAACUGCGCAGCUAUCUCAAGGAAAUCUGUGACAGGGAAGCACGAGCAAAAAUGAGAAACCUUGAGCUUCUGAGAGAUGUGGAGUGCAUAGAAAUUAGCAUGAAGGAGUACAGUCCUGACCGUGGCCCCCUGCAACAACAAAGGGCAGACGUUUUGAAAAAAAUUUCCAGAUUUAUGGAAGCAAGAAAGAAAAUGGAGCAAGAGCUCGACACAGUAGAGGUUGAAACAGUGCAUAGACAGUACCAGGACAGCUCUCUCUCACACAAAGCUAAGGAAUUUACACAACCACAAGCAGUCAUUUUUAUGGACCGCCAGACCUCCAGAGAGUCUGACACUGAAGCUGGCACCACAAGUAUACACUCAGGCCAAGCAUUGCAUCGUUCACGUAGUCGCAACAUGCACUCCGGUGAACGUCUACCAAGUGGCCUUUUGAAGGACUCCACAGUUGGCGGAGAGGAUACCGCCACUAACCGAGCACAUUUAUCAGAUCACAUUUCGGCCUCAAACAAUUCCCCUGAUGGAGGUAAUUUGAGUGACGAACAUGGAAGAACAAUGGUCAUGCUCCCAUUUGUUCCUGCCUUAACAGGUACAACUGGCAGCGUGCCUUUUGAAAGUGAUGACAAACAUGAAACUUCACCUCUGGUGACCUUGAUGGGGCCUGAGAAGAAUCUGUUUCCCAGCAGCAAUAGCCCCACGAGGAGUAAGAAUUCCCCCCAAGAACACACUGACUCCCGAGAGGCGGCUGAUCAGCCACGCAUAAUGGAAGAUGGAGAAAGGUGUCUCAACCAGUUCAUGCCUGAAAGUGCUUUUGUAAAAAAAGUUGAAAGAGCAUCAGGUGGAGGUGAGAGUGUUGGCACGCCAAGCUCUGAUGUCCAGUUGUCAGAGAGUGUUAUGAGUGACUUGUCCAUUUCUCUGACACAAUCUGAGCUGGAGAAGGAUCCACCAGAGGGUCUGGCAGCUCAGAGGACUGCCACUUCUGGAGGGAGCCAUGAUCACUGUCAGCACAGUUCCGAGUCAUCCCUCCACUCUGAUGGGUCCAAGAAUACAGCUCCAGCAGUGACCUUGGAAAGUCUCUCCCAGGAAGGACUCUUUCAUCUGCUAGACAGCAUCGAAGGACGACUCCACAGUGAAUGGGUCAGCGUGUAUUCGGAUUCUUCGGCUGAUGGAAGACAACUCAACAGAAUUAUCAGCCUUUGCAACAGUGGAGCAGGCUUGAAUGACGAGGAUCUUGAAGCAUGUGGAGCUGUCGUCUUUCAUGGGCUUCAGAGGUUGUCAUGGAGUACAGAACAGGGUUGCCUUCUACCACAGGAUCUAGUGAGUGCACAUCAGUCCAGCACCGAGCCUAAUGAAAUAAGCACCAGCCUCCUUCCUGAUGCCGCUCGACUGUGGGACCGUUGGUUAAAGCACGCCCUUUUGCUCAAGGAGCGCCGUGUCCUCAGCAUUGAGCGCUUGGUCCAGCUCUUCACACCACUGCUGCUAGAGCGCCAUGCCACCUGCAGCCACCAGGCCGAAGUGCUGCUGAGGACACUUCUGUCCCGGCCCAGUGAGGAGUACCCCUCAGCAGAUUAUGAGAGCGACUUGUCUUCUUCGUGUGGUCCUCCUUCUCUCCUGGCUGAAGGUGCUGCGAAGCCUGCCAGGCCAGUACAGAAUCGACAGAUUCAAGAACUACAAAGUAGUGAAGAGGACAGCCAGGACGAAAGCCCUGUGGAAAGUGUUCCUAUUAGAGAGACAAAAGCAUAUCAGUUACUUAAACAAUCAGCCAUGCAGGAAGGGCUGCAGAGGUUUGAAGAGGAGGAAGAGGAGGAGGAUCCACUCUCAGGAAUAAAUGGUGGCCAUGAAGAGGACCUGGGGAGGGCCAAAUGCUCCUCACAUCAAGACCCUUACCCUCGGAAAGAGAAGACCAACUCAAAGACUCAUUCUGCUCUGCAGUCAAAAGUUUCCUGGGAUGAAACAGAUGACAGCAACUCAGAGAUUGAAGCAGCCUUACGUCCUCAACCUUUCAAUGACAUUGAUGACUUUUAUGACUGAUAUUUCCCCCAAGGUAUUUUUUUUAAAAACACUACAUUAUAAUGCUGCAAAAUUUCAGACACUUUCUCAUCCUCUGGGCACUAUUUUAGUGAUCUGCAUUGUAAAUCAUAUGCAUAUUGCGUUGUAAAAACAAAUAAUAAAGUUGACGCUGUAUGCUGGGUACAGUAUGUGAAGAGUUGUCCAGCACUGAUGUUAACCCUGCUUCAGUCUCUUUAUCUGAACAACUCUCCCAGCUCAUAAUAACAGCUCGAAAUAGAUUAAACUGAUCUUUUAAAGCGAUUUGUUUGCACUAGGCAGAAAAUCAUGCAUUUUGAAUGCUGCAAGUAUCUCCGAGUGCUCUACCUCCAGCAUGCUCGAGUGUAGUGAUGUGAGUCACCUGUGAAAUGACAAAGCACAAUGGCCACUCUGCACGCUGCUGUGCGACCUGUGAACCUGCUGAAGAGCCCCAUCUCCCAGGGCACAAAGUGUUGCGGCACUAACAAACUCAGAAUAUGUAGUCCCUCCAACAAUUGCUCUGCACAUAUUUUCACAACUGUUUCUUUAAUAAUUGUGCUCAUGCUACAGAAGCACAAAGAUACAAGUUUAAAUUCCUCUGUGUUAUUGUGCAAAUGAGCCACAAGUAGCUGAAUUGUUAACGAAACCACACAAAUGGAGUCUUCUGCAAUUUAUCAUUUUGGAGCACAGGGAACGUUCUGUAUCUAUUAAUAACUCAGAGCUACUACGUGGGAGGCUACAUUCCCAAGUUUACAUUUAUAGUUCAUUAUGUCUGUAGUGUAAAUUUCCAAAACUGCCGUUCUGGGAUGUGGUAAAAGCCCCUGGCAUUCGGUGUCAGCAGGAUUCCAUUAGUCAGCUUUAGGUGACUUUACAUGCCUGAACCUUUUAAAGUAGGACUCCACAUUCAUUACCAGUAAUGGCUUCAGACAGCCCUGACCUACCGCGAAAAAAGGACAGUGGCGGAAUAAUUUGGAGUUAGCUAAAAGGCUCCCUAACAUAAUAUCCAUGUUAAGGAGCAUGUCAACAGAUACUUGUGUGUGACAGAUAGCUCAUGGUGGAAGUAGAGUUAUAUUGUGCUAAUGUGUACGAACACAAUAACAUUUUUGAAAAUAACUUUUCUCAUUCCGCGCCAGAGAUGAUUCAUUCUUUUUUAAAAUGUGUGUAGUCACUUCAUCACGGGAGGAUGUAUGAUGUUGUCCGUAAUGUUCACGCUGACUUUUUACUUUAAAGCAGUAGUCUUGUGGAGAUCAUCUAUGUUAACAUUAAUUGAAUAGUCUCUUGGUAUCGAUAUCAAUAGCGAUUGUUUCAAGAAUAUAGGAGGAUGGAAAAUAAAGAUUGUUCGAUGGUAGUCUUGCUGUCAUCCAGUGAAAUCUACGUAUUUGUAUUCAGUGCAGAAACUUUAAACUUAAUUUUUCUCAAACACUUUUGCAGUGUCAAAUUGUGAUAUUAAAAACAAUUGAGAGAUUAGUGGCACUUUUCUUUAAUAUAGUAAAGACUGGUAGUGGUGAAACUGAUGAAAAUGAUUUACUGUACAGUAAAUGGUGUUAGGGUUGAUUUAAGGUUUGCCAUCACAUGUUAAAUAUAGCAUAUAAAUCCUGUAUGUUCCACAGAGUCCAUAUUUCAGAUGAUUUAAAGGCAUCCAAAGAGCAGUAUUUGUCACUUUUUAUGCCUGAACAGGGGCGGAUCUAGAAAAUUUUGGAUGGGGUGGCCAGGCUGGGGCACA
Molecule: messenger RNA, 4016 nt
Organism: Monopterus albus (swamp eel)
Lineage: Eukaryota; Metazoa; Chordata; Actinopteri; Synbranchiformes; Synbranchidae
Gene: kiz
Product: kizuna centrosomal protein
Exons: 15
Coding region: 29-2299 (756 amino acids)
Biological process (GO): spindle organization
Cellular component (GO): centrosome
Source: RefSeq, a predicted model, not a curated record